AUGGCUUGCGAGGACAGCACAGGUUGUGAGGACAGGACAGAUUGCGAGGACAGCAAAGCUUUCAAGGACAGCACAGCUUCCGAGGACAGCACAGCUUCCGAGGACAGCAAAGCUUCCGAUGACAGCACAGCUUGCGAGGACAGCACAGCUUGCGUGGACAGCACAGCUUGCGAAGACAGCACAGCUUGCAAGGACUGCACAGCUUGCGAGGAGAGCACAUCUUGUGAGGACAGCACAGCUUGCGAGGACAGCACAGCUUGCGAGGACAGCACAGAUUGCGAGGACAGCACAGCUUCACAGCUUGCGGGGACAGCUAAACUUGAGAGGAGUGCUCAACUAGAGAGGACAGAUCAACUAGAGAGGACAGAUCAACUUGAGAGGACAGAUCAACUGGCGAGGACAGCUCAACUUGCUAGGACAGCUAGACUUACGAGAACAGCUCAACCUGCCAGGACAGCUCAACUUGAGAGGAGAGCACAACUUGAGAAGACAGCUCAACUUGUGAGGACGGCUCAACUUGAGACGACAGCUCAGUUUGAGACAACAGCACAACUUGAGAGGACAGCUCAACUUGAGAGGACAGCUCCACUAGAGCGGAUAGCUCAACUUGAGAGGACAGCUCUACUUGAGAGGACAGCUCUACUUGAGAGGACAGCUCAACUUGAGAGGACACCUCAACUUGAGAGGAUAGCUCAACUUGAGAGGACACCUCAUUUUGAGAGGACACCUCAACCUGAGAGGACACCUCAACUUGAAAGGACACCUCAACUUGAGAAGAUACCUCAACUUGAGAGGACAGCUCAAUUUGAGAGGACAGCUCAACUUGAGAGGACAGCUCGAUUUGAGAGGACAGCUCAACUUGAGAGGACAGCUCAUAUUGAGAGGUCAGCUCAACUUGAGAGGACAGCUACACUUGAGAGGACAGCACAACUUGGGAGGACAGCACAACUUGAGAGGGCAGCACAACUUGAGAGGACAGUACAACUUGCGAGGACAGCACAACUUGCACUAACAGCACAACUUGGGAGGACAGCACAGCUUGCGAGGACGGCACAGCUUGCGAGGACAGCACAGCUUGCGAGGACAGCGCAGCUUGCAAGGAGAGCUCAACUUGCGAGGACAGCUCAACUUGAGAGGACAGCACUACUUGAGAGGACAGCACAAGUUGCGAUGAUAGCAAAGCUUGCAAGGACAGCACAGCUUGUGAGGACAGCACGGCUAGCGAGGACAGUACGAUUUGCGAGGACAGGUCGGCUGGCGAGGACAGCACGGCUUGCGAGGACAGCACGGGUUGCGAGGACAGCACAGGUUGUGAGGACAGCACAGCUUGCGAGGACAGCACAGCUUGCGAGGACAUCACUGCUUGUGAGGACAGCACAGCUUGCAAGGACAGCACAGCUUGCGAGGACAGCACAGCUUGCGAGGACAGCACAGAUUGCGAGGACAGCACAGCUUCUUGCGGGGACAGCUAAACUUGUGAGGAGUGCUCAACUAGAGAGGACAGAUCAACUAGAGAGGACAGAUCAACUUGAGAGGACAGCUCAACUUGCGAGGACAGCUCAACUUGCUAGGACAGCUAGACUUACGAGAACAGCUCAACCUGCCAGGACAGCUCAACUUGAGAGGAGAGCACAACUUGAGAAGACAGCUCAACUUGAGAGGACGGCUCAACUUGAGACGACAGCUCAGUUUGAGACAACAGCACAACUUGAGAGGACAGCUCAACUUGAGACGACAGCUCCACUAGAGCGGAUAGCUCAACUUGAGAGGACAGCUCUACUUGAGAGGACAGCUCUACUUGAGAGGACAGCUCAACUUGAGAGGACGCCUCAACUUGAGAGGACAGCUCAACUUGAGAGGACACCUCAUUUUGAGAGGACACCUCAACCUGAGAGGACACCUCAACUUGAAAGGACACCUCAACUUGAGAAGAUACCUCAACUUGAGAGGACAGCUCAAUUUGAGAGGACAGCUCAACUUGAGAGGACAGCUCGAUUUGAGAGGACAGCUCAACUUGAGAGGACAGCUCAUAUUGAGAGGUCAGCUCAACUUGAGAGGACAGCUACACUUGAGAGGACAGCACAACUUGGGAGGACAGCACAACUUGAGAGGGCAGCACAACUUGAGAGGACAGUACAACUUGCGAGGACAGCACAACUUGCACUAACAGCACAACUUGGGAGGACAGCACAGCUUGCGAGGACGGCACAGCUUGCGAGGACAGCACAGCUUGCGAGGACAGCGCAGCUUGCAAGGAGAGCUCAACUUGCGAGGACAGCUCAACUUGAGAGGACAGCACUACUUGAGAGGACAGCACAAGUUGCGAUGAUAGCAAAGCUUGCAAGGACAGCACAGCUUGUGAGGACAGCACGGCUAGCGAGGACAGUACGAUUUGCGAGGACAGGUCGGCUGGCGAGGACAGCACGGCUUGCGAGGACAGCACGGGUUGCGAGGACAGCACAGGUUGUGAGGACAGCACAGCUUGCGAGGACAGCACAGCUUGUGAGGACAUCACUGCUUGUGAGGACAGCACAGCUUGCAAGGACAGCACAGCUUGCGAGGACAGCACAGCUUGCGAGGACAGCACAGAUUGCGAGGACAGCACAGCUUCUUGCGGGGACAGCUAAACUUGUGAGGAGUGCUCAACUAGAGAGGACAGAUCAACUAGAGAGGACAGAUCAACUUGAGAGGACAGCUCAACUUGCGAGGACAGCUCAACUUGCUAGGACAGCUAGACUUACGAGAACAGCUCAACCUGCCAGGACAGCUCAACUUGAGAGGAGAGCACAACUUGAGAAGACAGCUCAACUUGAGAGGACGGCUCAACUUGAGACGACAGCUCAGUUUGAGACAACAGCACAACUUGAGAGGACAGCUCAACUAGAGAGGACAGCUCAUCUUGAGAGGAUAGCUCAACUUGAGAGGACAGCUCAACUUAAGAGGAGAGCUCAACUUAAAAGGGCAGCUCAACUUCAGAGGGCAGCUCAACUUGAGAGGGCAGCUCAACUUGAUAGGGCAGCUCAACUUGAGAGGACAGCUCAACUUGAGAGGACAGCUCAACUAGAGAGGACAGCUCAACUAGAGAGGACAGCUCAACUAGAGAGGACAGCUCAACUAGGAAAGACAGCUGAACUAGAGAGGGCAGCUCAACUAGAGAGGACAGAUCAACUAGAGAAGACAGCUCAACUUGAGAGGACAGCUUAA
Schistocerca piceifrons (Central American locust) is the source of this 3204-nucleotide messenger RNA. RefSeq lists its product as uncharacterized. The transcript is spliced from 4 exons. NCBI's taxonomy places the organism in Eukaryota, Metazoa, Arthropoda, Insecta, Orthoptera, Acrididae. The record is from RefSeq and is a predicted model, not a curated record. The coding region runs from base 1 to 3204 and encodes 1067 amino acids.